Molecule: messenger RNA, 5310 nt
Organism: Electrophorus electricus (electric eel)
Lineage: Eukaryota; Metazoa; Chordata; Actinopteri; Gymnotiformes; Gymnotidae
Product: protein phosphatase 1 regulatory subunit 3E
Biological process (GO): regulation of glycogen biosynthetic process
Cellular component (GO): protein phosphatase type 1 complex
Molecular function (GO): glycogen binding; protein phosphatase 1 binding
Source: RefSeq, a predicted model, not a curated record
GGUGAAAAGCUCUGAAAUAUCGUUAUCGUUAAAACGAGCUAAAAUAGUUUCUCGUGAAACCACAUUAACUCACUAUUAAACUUAACGAAGGUAACAUUUUAAGCUAUUUGGUCUAAUAGCCCAUGUCCUGCUGCCCCGGGUGUCAUCGGCUACAUUGACUUCAGCGAGAACGGGCAGCGCUCACGGCUAGCAAAGCUAGCGCUGUUGACAAACACGUUGCUAUGGCAAUCUGAGGAGAGCAACGUGCGCAAAACUGUGACGUCUGGAGGGGGGCGUGACAGCAGAGUCUAACUGUACUUUGUGUACUUUGCAGGUGUAUUCUUGUGCAGCCUAUAUGUAGGAAAUGUACUAUCCUACAAUUUGAUUAAGCUACAAGUAGUCCGUUAUCAUGACUCUCGCUCUCCCACCGUGUUAUUAUUAUUCGUUGUCAGUGUUUUCGUGCCUACUUCCGUAAACACGUCAUUACUUUUGAAUACCUCGCAGCUUUAGUAGUGUAGUUCUACAUAUUCCCAUAGCUUGCUUUUAAUAAUCAACCGAAAACGACAUGUCGAAUUUUUGAAUAAAUUAAAAACACCGACUAUUGAUACUCUCAAACGAUCCUGCAACGGUUUUGCUUUUUGCCGUAUGCAGGAACCAGUCACCUUGAAGCUCAAGCUUUACGAAUACGGAAAUCGUGUUUGUCGACGGUAUUAUAUAUACAUUUCCUUAUUAUUUACCCUAUCCUGACCGUUUGGAUAUUUCCUUUCCAAUGAAAUACUCGGAAAAGUGCGUGUCUGUUUAGAAAUCCGCUUCACGACAAACCACAGCCAUAAGCACUCGAUGAUGAAGUCACACGGACACCUGACCCGGCUCCUUCCUCUUAUCGUCUCGACCGAGCUUUUUCUUCCGGACUGAACCGUUUUAUGGACGCCGACGCCGUUCGCACGGUUUUAGUCAUGCUACCCCCUAACAACUGCCUCCCGAGAAAUUACAGCUGCAUAGCCGGUCUGUUCGGGAGCCUGGCGACAAACCAGAAGAUGGAGGACGGAGACGGGGAAAAGACAGGAGAGGAGAGUGCAAAUAAUGGGGACAGUGAGCCAUCCCAAACCCAGGUCGUGGAUGAGAGACCGAGGGGACGGGAAUCUUUCCUGAAGCCCCCGCAGAGCCCCACUCAGCGCCGGAGGUGCAAAUCUUUGCCGAGCUCCGCAGAGAGAGCCAGGUUAGAAAUAGCGCGAAGUCGGAGUCCCUCCAGUCAGAAGAAAGUGAGGUUUGCCGAUUCUUUAGGUCUGGAGCUCAUAUCCGUUAAACACUUCGACGACACCGACAUGCCGGAGAUUCCGGACCGCAUAAUAAACAAAUUUAAAAAAGGCAGGGCUCUCCACCUGAACAACUUCGAUAAGUCGACCAGUUCCGUCCAGUCUACCUUCAUGGAGAUGUUAUUCACAGUUCCAGGCACAUUGCCGGAUUUCCUUGACAGGGUUAAAGAGGUGAAGGUUUUGCUGGAACGCGUCGAGACAGACGAAUUCAGCAUUUCGGGUAUUGUGAGGGUUUUGAAUGUUGCGUUCGAGAAAAGUGUUUCUCUGAGGUACACGAUGAAUAACUGGAUCACAUUUAUUGACAUUCUGGCCUCCUACAUUCCUCAUUCAAGCGAUGGCUUUACUGACAAAUUCUCCUUCAAAAUCAUUACCCCGACGUUUCUAGACAGCGGAGGAACCCUGCAGUUCGCCAUCAAGUACACCGUCAACGGCGCCGAGUUCUGGGACAACAACGACGGAAAUAAUUACAAAGUCAGGCGCCACAGGUUUAAAAUCUCCCCACCACGGGAAUGGGAGAAUGGAUGGAUUCACUUCAUUUAGCGCGGUUCGCCGUACGUGAGUGAUGCGCAGGCCGGAUUUAUCCAGAAGUAUCACUUGUCACCGCUGCUGUAGCCUGUAGCUGUAGGGCCUGCACUGACUCAAUCUUUCUAAGCGGUCUAAUGGACUAACGAUUAUUUUCUGUUCAUUUUUUCCCUUUCAUUUUGAACGAGCCUCCUGUGCGUUGCAUAUGAUAAAUGGAACGCAGCGUCAGCUACCUUUUUAAACUACUGUUUUCAGUUAAUAUUUCACGCUUAUUGUAAACCGUUAAAGAGUGUUUAGGACUUGCGACAUACUUUUUCAUGUACAUGCUGGCAUCAUCAGGUGCCAAGCUGUAGGCUUAACACCUUUUUCGCAUGAUUUGUAAGUAUAAGAUAGAUUGUGUAACUAUAGGCUAUAUGUAAAACACAUGUAAUAUGGGUAUGUAUACUCGCGGGCCCACUUUUCUUUUAGGAAGGGCUAGCCUAAAUCACAGGAGACGAGUGUGGCCACCGGUUACCGGCCGUCUGCCUUCACUGUCCUAAAGGUGACCACACUGUCUCGUCUCGGAGUGUCGACUAAUCUGCCCGCUACAUGUGUGCAGACUACUGAAGGCUACGAUGUGCCCGGUUUGUGGUGCGUUUCAAGAGCAGCGUUCGUGGUUAGAGAAGCUCUGUGUACUUUGACAAACAAAACAUACCGUGCAAAAAUGGGCAAACUCAAAAUUAAAUUUAAUGGUCUUGACAACAAUAAUUGUUCAGAAAAUUAACAACAAAAAAGUGCACUCCUGAUAUGUAUGCCACCAUUUUCUCGUCAGAGCCGGUUGCUGUAGUGAACUGUGGGGAUAAAAAGCUGGAAACGGAGAAAUUCAUUGACAGUCUUCUUGUACAUGUUUUGAUACAAAAUUCAAACUGACACAAGUCUGGGUGUUCAAAAUCUCCCAAUUAUUUGCUGUUGAGGCCAUUAAAAUAUGCAGUUUUGGGUUUGGCCCUCUUGUCCAGGAGUGUAGUAGGCUAUUUCCAGAUGAAAUAUUUUUGUCCAUGAGCUAUAGACAGGUAAAGAUUAUGCUAUAUGUCUGAAGUACUGCUUAUUGUAGUAUGCCAAACCAUAUGAAGACUGGGGACAUGUGUAUUUGGCAAAAAGACUGCUGCCUGUAGUCUAAAAUAUUAUUUCAGUUGACCAAUAUAACUGUCACAAUGCAUGAAGAUUGUUACUUGGCAUAAAUUAGCAAUGGUUUGUGCAAAGAUGUAAUGGAUUGACCACACAUGGAAAAACCUGUUUUAAUGGUUGCAUUUACCUCAGACCAAACAUAUUUUUACUGUAUGAGCCUUUCAAUGUUGCUGCAGAUUUCAGGUGUAUUUCCUAUCUAUUAAUGCUCAACAUUACAAAGCUAUCUUUAUUUUUAUGCAAAAGUCAAAUAUAUUUAUUGGUGUCAUUUGUCAUCCUGCUUUCAGGGAUAAAUGUUAUCUGUGGCAUGUUUGUAGAGCAUUACACAGCAGCAUCAUGUUUGAGUCAUUGUAUAUACCUGUUGCAUUGUGUGAGGUCUUGUAGCAUAUGUAGCAUAUGGUCUAGCAACUGUCUGAUGUGACGAGCUCUAAAUUAACUGUUACUAGUCACCAACAGAAAAAAAAACAAUAUCUGAUUGCUAUUGUUUAGAGUAACUUUCUUCUUAUGUGUGUGUGUAUGCAAAUGUUAUUAGAGUAACUGUUCUUUUUUUCUCAUUUACCUGUGUGUGUGUGUGUGUGUGUGUGUGUGUGUGUGUGUGUGUGUGUUCAAAUGCUAUUACUGACUCUGAUGAGAUGUAAGAGUUUUAGCUCCAUUUGGCCACAUAAUUUGUGAAGUUAUUUAUGUUGGCAUGAAUGAUAAAUGUUAUGAAGAUUUCAAGCUGAAUUGUGUCUUUUCUUUGUCAGUAGCAUUUUUGGUUGGAUUCCUUUGAAGGUACACUGGACUGAGAACAAGCUUUUGAUAAUCAUGCAUUAUCACUGAUAAUCUAUAUACAUCAUAUAUAGGCAAUUUUAACAUGUACCAUUUUUAAUAGUAUAACAUGUAGGUGUAAGUCAAAUGGGUUUGCCUCUGUUACUGUAGUUAGAUUAGCAUUAUUUCUCAUCAAGUGUUAUUUGCUUGUGGAAGUGGAUGUUUGAGAAUUUGCGUCAUGUAUAUCUUUUUUUUUUUUUUUUUUUUUUUUUAUGCAUUAUUUAAUGCAGAUAGUGAUUUGCAGACAUCUAGUGCAUUGUAACUCUUGGGGAAAGAAUUGGGGAGAUGAUGGUUAGAAAAACAUUUAAUUGAUGCCUUUCAGUAGGCAAAACCAAACUUUCCCCUGGCGUCUCAUUAUUUUGUGACAUAACAAAUAUGAUACAGCAGCAAUAUACGUAUGUGAAAUGUGCAAUAACCACUUAAUGCUUGAAGUGCAACUGAAAUGGUUAUCAUUUUGAGUUGCUCUUUGAGAAAUGUUAGUUAAGUUAAAGGGGUGAAUGUUGUGUUGCUGAACAGUAUGGAAAUGAAAGCGUCAUGCGGUUGAAAUGCAGCUAGUUGGAUAGGUCAGGAUAUGCCUUGUGGGAGUCUAUACUUACCUGGAAAAAGGCAGAUGGUGGUUGUAAAAAGGAGUAUGAUUUUUUUGAAAUUGUGAUACUGAGAUACUUUAUGUGUAGUCCAUUGACAGAAUGUAUUGACUAAAUAUUUAAAUAGCAUUAAAGGCACAACAAAGUAUACAGAGUAAUAGAGUAUAAUAGAGUGUAUAUAUAGUUGUUUAUGGUUCCGCGAAGGUUUACUGUUGUCCAUUUGCUGAAUAAUCCUUUCCAUAGUGAGUGUGAUUGUCUUGAUUUUGUCCACUUUUAGUUUUGUGACAUUGAUUAGACAGUGUCAUUUCAUGGUGGUACUGAGUGGUGGGGAAGGUGGUGGUGCUUGUCUUGGUUCAGAACUCCACUGCUCAGAAACAGAGGAGACGCUUGACUGUUAGGCCUGGAAGUAGGAAUUUGACCCUUAGAUAGUUCUCUGUUGCUGUCAGCUACAUUCUGGCAAAAAGGGAGUGGAUUUGGUCAGGUGAUCGAUUCACUUGGAAAUCGAGGCUUAUUUUAUUUAUGGACCAAGUAUACGAUCAAAAGACAGCUAGUUAUUUGUUAGCCAAGAUCUGACAAUAUAAUACUUGUAGAGAAUCAACAAAUAGCCAUACUCUACUGAAAAAGGAUCUAUUUUUAAGUCUAGCUGUUUCUUAAAAGCUUCUAGAUGUCCAAUGGGAAAUCUUCAAAGCUUCCAUAGCCUCAGUUCUGUUCAACACAUUGGUGUACAUUUUUUCUUUAGUCUUUAAACUAUGCAACCUGGUCUUUUAUUAAUUUCCAGUGUGUGUUGAUGUCUCCUGGUGUUUGUCAUUUUGUUUUCAAUUAUUAAAACUGUACCUCUGCUGUUUGCAUGCACAGCAGCAAAGUACGUUUUAUUUUUAUGGUGAAUUUAUAUUGUAGUUUAUAUUUUGUUAACCCAUGGAAUUAAAGGCAUUUGAGGUGAA